GCCAUUUUUUUUUAAGGCAUUUUGUAUGUAUGUGAAUCAAGGCUGAACUGAAACGAAAAACUGUUCUUUUAUUUGUUUUCUUGAUCCUUAUACAUUUUUGUACCCUGUAUAAGUUUGUUUCUAUCUUGAUUUUUUUGCUUUCAUAAAGGCUACCGAAAUGUUCUUUUCAUCAUAACCUCGCUGCCUAAGUCUAUUCAGUUCUCAAGAUUGCUGUAUGAAUUUACCAAAAUAUGCUGGGCUCAACGGCAAAUACUGCAGCAACCAGUGGGUUCAGAGUGCUCAAUUGCAAAGUGUUCAUGCCACCAUAGACACUGGCACAACUAUGGACAUCAAUGGGAAGAAGCCCACCCCACUCAAGGAGAUAACACUUGUAGAUGUGAUCAAUGGGAUUUAGAUCUGGACUCAUUGCGCUUUGUUGUCAUCCAUUUCUGGGGGCUUUUUGACGUAUGUUUGGGGAUAUUGUCCUGCUAGAAGACCCAAGAUCUCGGACACAAACCCUCAAAUUUCAUGAUGCCUUGUACACAUUCAAGGCCCCCAGUGCCAGAGGCAGCAAAACAACCCCGGAACAUCAUCGACCUCCACCAUAUUUCACUGUAGGUGUGAUUUUUAUAUUGCCCAGACCCGUUACUUGCCCCAGAUCUCAGCGUAGAAACAGUCGAGUCAAGCAAAUCUAUUGUUCCCAAUGGAUCUGAACGCACGUGUGAGCUCGUACACUGAGGUGCUACAAGUUUGACAGAAGCCAUGGAAGCCACCAUUGGUACCACUGCUGGUAUAACUCCGGACAUGACUACAAGCAAUGAAUCUCUUCAAUCUCUGACAAGUGACAGCAUUGAUGUUACUACUAUAAGCAACACAUAUGAUUCCCCUAUGAGAAGAACACUUGAUAUGACUAAAAGCGUUGAUUCUGAGUCUACUUCAAGGGCAACUUUAGAAAUCGCUACCAUCGGAUUUCCUACAGGUGCUACAAGCUUGCCAGAAGCCCUGGAAGCCACCAUUAGUACCACUUCUAGUAUAACUCCUGACAUGACUACAUGCAAUGAAUCUCUUGAAUCCUUAACAAGUGACUUUGCUGAUGAAGAUAACACCAUUGUUCCUGAAUCUACCACAAGCAGCACUGAUGUUACUAUAAGCGACACAUAUGACUCCACUACGAGCAGAACACUUGAGAUGACUACGAGCGACGAUUCUGAGUCUACUACAACUUUUGAAGAUGCUACCAUCGAAUUUGAUGAAUUUACGGCAAAUGACUUUCCAGAAAUAUCAACAGGCAUCAUUGAUGAUACAAGUAAUGAUAUCGACGCCAAAACCAUCACAGAAAACCCAGAGUCAAAUACAGAUGGUGACUAUGAUGAUCCUACAAGCAGUGGUUUUGGUAUCACACCAACCUGGUUUUUUGAUGAAACUACAAACACUACUGAUAACAGUUAUACAACUAAUACUCUUUACAGAGUUAUAGUCUGGAUUAUUGCCCGACCUGCUACAACAACUAGUGUGUCCAAAACCACUGCAGUUACUAUUCCGCACCUCACUACUACAACAAAGGGCAUCCAAACCUCCACAAAAAGUAUAGCCAGCUCCUCCAAAACAAGCUUGCCUAGCAUCAUGAAGAGUACUAUCACUACAAGAAGUAGUACUUCCCAAAGUACUAAACACAUAGAUCCUAAUAGCACGAUUACAUCUAAAAUCACGGCCGUUACUUUACCAACCCUCAGUACUUCAACAAUGGGUACCCAAACCUCUACAAACAGUAUUUCUAGCUCUUCAACAACCCGCUUCCCCAGCAACAUGAGAAGUACUAUCACUACUAGUAGUAGCUUUCCUUCCCAAGGUACUAAACACAUAGAUCCUAAUAGCACAACAAUUACUACAUCAAAAAUCACUCCAUUUACUUUCCCAAACUACAGUACUACAAGCAAUGGUAGGCAAACUUCUGGAAACAGUAUUUCAAGCUCUUCCAAAACCAGCUUCCCUAGCACCAGUGUAAGUACCAUCAGCAAUAGAACAAGUGGGGCUUCCCAAACUACUCAACUUAGAAUUCCCAACAGUACAACAAUUUCCACAUCUAUUCCUACUAACGUUACUACUCCACAUCUCACUGCUGCCUCCAAGCUUAUCCAAACUUCUACAAACAGUAUUUCCAACUACUCCAAAAAUAGCUUCCCUAGCACCAUGAUAAGUACCAUCACCAGCAGAACAAGUGGGGCUUCCCAAAUCGCUCAACACAUAGUUCCAAGUGCUACAAUUUCCACAUCUAAUCCUACUAAAGAUAUUAUUCCAUACCUCAGUACUACUUCCAAGCUUAUCCAAACCUCUACAAACACUAUUUACAGCUCCCACCAAACCAGCUUCCCUAGCACCAUGAUAAGUACCAUCACCAACAGAACGAGUGGGGCUUCCCAAACCGCUCAACACAUAGUUCCCAACAAUACAGUAAUGAAUACAUCUAGUCCUACUAAAGUUACUAUUCCGUAUCUCACUACUACCUCAAAGCUUAUCCAAACCAGUAUAAACAGUACUUCUGGCCCCUCCAAAACUAGCUUCACCAGCACCAUAAGUGCCACCACCAACCGAACAAGCGAGGCUUCUCAAACUACUCAACACAUAGUGGUUCCUAAUGGUACAAUAAUUGCUACUUCUAAAGUUACUAAAAUUUACAUUCCUAUCACCUCUUCAGUGAGCACACAAACAAUGUCUACGAGGAAAGCCACAAGUACCAACGCAGGCAACGCUAGUACCACCACCCUAGUACCAACCCUAAAACCUCCACGUUUGAUUAGUAGCAACAUUGAUCAUGAGAGCUGCAGUCCCACUCUUAUCUUGCUUUGCUUUCUUACGACAUGCUUCACAAGUCUUUAUCAGUGUCAUUCAUUGCAGCUAUUUAACCAGAGCGGUCAUUGCAAAACUAUUGGCGCCCUCAUAGGUGGUAGAAGAGCCACUGGAUCCUAUCAGGCACCAGAGCGUCAGAGGGACUGCAAACUCUGCCGACAAUUUGGUGCACUUCUGGGCAACCUUAGAUGAUGAAGUGGGAUUAUGGCUGUCAUUUACAAAAACAUACAGGUAUAGUCCGGUACCCUGAAUGCCAAGUAAAGUUAUUAGAAAUAUAUCAAUUGGGAAAUGUUUUUUUGGAAGUAAAACCAACCUGGUAUAUUAUUUUGAGCAUCAGUAAGAGCAAAUAAAUAUACCACUUUGAAGAAUUGUAGAAGCAAAGAAAAUGU
Hyla sarda is the source of this 3215-nucleotide messenger RNA. RefSeq names its product mucin-2-like. The transcript has 7 exons. Bases 742 to 3018 code for a protein of 758 amino acids. The record is from RefSeq and is a predicted model, not a curated record. NCBI's taxonomy places the organism in Eukaryota, Metazoa, Chordata, Amphibia, Anura, Hylidae.